AUUUUUUUAGAUAUCUCAUACUCAUAUAUGGUUAUACUUAACCGAUUUCAUUUCAGAUAACCAUUCCACUAAUAAAAUGUCCAACAUGCAAUCCGACUGGAAUGGCGAGAUGCCACUUGAAGAGUUCCACGCCAUUGCGAAAGAUGCCGCCCAGAACACGCCGAAAGAGGCUCCAACCCCACAGCCAAUUGGUUCCCCUUCUCUCGACGUGAGAUGUGGCCCAACCCUCCGUUACUGUGGUAGCAUGGAAAACGGCACCAACAACUACAGAGGUUCUAUCUUACUUGUUGUCAAAGGAGAAACUGCCCCUAGCAUUACGUUUGCUCUCGGUGCCAGUCGCGAUAAUUCUUCCACUACCGAUGGAGAGUUCCCGGCUACCAAGAUCUACUCGGAAGAAGAGUUCAACUUCUACCGCUUCGAAAUCUCCUUGGAGUUGCAAGAAUACGAACAGCAGAUCAGAUACGCGGUCAAUGGCGAGCAUAGACCUCAGUACCAGUUCUACCUCCCAUCUAUUCACCAGUCCAUGAAUAUUGUUUCUUACUCCUGUAACGGCUUCAGUUUGGGGACUCCCCCAGAUAAAUUCAAAGGCUCGUUAUGGCACGAUGUCUUGCGCAAGCACUCCAAGUUACCCUACCAUGUCAUGAUCGGUGGCGGGGAUCAGAUCUAUUCUGAUUCGGUCAAGAUUAAGUGUGAAACCUUGAAGGCCUGGACAGAGGAACAUAACCCAAUCAAGAAGCAUCUGGCCGGCUCCUCCCCGGAGCUUGUGGCUGAACUCAAGCACUACUACCUUAACCACUACUUGGACUGGUUCGGAACGGGGUUCUGGGAGGGUCUCAACGGGACCACUUUGCAGACUUCCUUCACCCUCGCGAUGUCCCUGAUUCCUAGCAUCAACAUUUUUGAUGAUCACGACAUCAUCGAUGGGUUUGGUAGCUAUGCUGACAAGACCAUGGUCAGUCCUGUGUUUAAAACCGUGGGUAAUGUGGCUUACAAGUACUACAUGCUCUUUCAGCACCACACUCACUUAGACGAGCCUGUCCACGGCUCUGCGGAACCGUCUUGGAUCUUGGGUAAAGCCCCCGGACCGUUUAUUGAACAGAAAUCGCAUUCCACCUACAUGCGCUUGGGUAAGGAGAUUGGGUUUUUGGGGCUUGAUUGCCGUACAGAGCGUAAAAAGCACCAGAUCGUACGUGAAGACACCUACACGCUUGUCUUCCAAAGACUCCAAAAAGAGGUUGAGGCUGCUGGGGGGGCCAUCAAGCACUUUUUGGUAUUGCUUGGUGUGCCAAUUGCCUACCCCCGUUUAGUCUGGGUGGAAAAGAUUCUCAAUUCCAAGUUACUUUUUCCUCUUCGGAAGCUUUCGCAGAAGGGAAUUGUCGCCAAGGGUCUUGUCAAUGAGUUUGAUGGUUCAGUCGAGCUUUUGGACGAUUUAGAGGAUCAUUGGUGUUCUAUGCACCACAAGCAUGAACGUAACUGGUUUAUUGCUCGUCUUCAAGAAUUUGGAGCUGCCAAUGGGAUCAGAAUUUCCAUCUUGUCUGGCGAUGUUCAUUUGUGUUGCAUUGGCCGUUUCAAAACCAAGUUACACCACCACUUAAUGCAAUCGGUAAAGUACGAUGAGAGGAACAAGAUGGUGUUGAAUAACCCAGAGAACGACCCCCGUUUGAUGUUUAAUAUCAUUUCCUCCGCAAUCGUCAAUGGUCCACCACCAAACCCAAUGGCCACGUUGUUGUUGAAGCGCACCAAGGUCCACAGGUACGAUCACUCCACAGAUGAAGAUAUAAUUCCGUUAUUUACCCAUGAUGUGAACGGUGAGAAGAGAGAAAAUACUCUGUUCUUGAACAAGCGUAACUGGUGCGAUAUCGUGCCAUUGGCUAAUCACGAUCAAAGACAGAAGGAGGUGAAGGAAUUUAACGUUGAUGGUGUCAAGUAUCUCCGUUGUAUUCCAGGACCAACAAAAGGUAACGUGGAUUUAGAUAUCAACCGGAACCCCGAUGCUAAGCAGAAUGAGAAUUUGCCAGCGUACCCGUUGACCGAAAGCUCUCUUAUUGUCAACCUACAUGUUGAGAAGGACCCGGAGGAUUUGGAGUCGGAAACUUUUGACUACGAGUUAGUGGUUCCAGAAUUACUUGAGAAACAUAGCUUGGAAGAAGUAGGGGUCAAGGUAUUGUAACACGAUUGUAUACUUUUUUUUUUUGACCAGCCGGGGUAUGGGGUUAGUGCCAGUCUGUCAAC
Babjeviella inositovora NRRL Y-12698 is the source of this 2232-nucleotide messenger RNA. RefSeq lists its product as uncharacterized. The coding region runs from base 77 to 2170 and encodes 697 amino acids. The record is from RefSeq and is a predicted model, not a curated record. The transcript has 2 exons. Gene Ontology annotation, cellular component: membrane. NCBI's taxonomy places the organism in Eukaryota, Fungi, Ascomycota, Pichiomycetes, Serinales.